This is a messenger RNA of Necator americanus (New World hookworm), 2550 nucleotides long. RefSeq lists its product as uncharacterized. The coding region runs from base 1 to 2550 and encodes 849 amino acids. The transcript is spliced from 21 exons. The record is from RefSeq and is a predicted model, not a curated record. NCBI's taxonomy places the organism in Eukaryota, Metazoa, Nematoda, Chromadorea, Rhabditida, Ancylostomatidae.
AUGUUUCAUCCCGUCAUUGUACUGAAGAAUGCAGCCGAUUUGGCGAGCGUAAUUGCUAGUUUAUUCUCGAAGAAUCGAGAUUCUCGCCGAUCGCGUGAGAAACUGCGAACCAUUAGAAGGAGAAGAAAUGGAGUGUCUCUCGCUAACAAUCGUCCCAAAAUGCGUGUAUCAUCAAUUGUCUCGUCAUCGAGGACUAGUUCUAUUUUUGAAGGUACCUCACCGAGUACGAGUACGGUUGGAUCAAUUAGUAAUGAGAACACGCAUUCCUUUGAGAACAGCGAUGCGGCCAAUGCAAAUGUGGAGGAUGGUCUUAACGAAGACACCUUGUCACUUCGAACACUGCCUAUUUCAAAUGCUGAAAUGUAUUGCCCUGAUCUUGUAUGCGGCGAGAGUGCGGCAGAAACCCACAAGCGCAUACUCGACGAAUGGACCAAGUGCAGAGACGACGUUGAAACCGAUGAAAGUUCAGUGCUCGUCGUUAGCGAAGACAUUCGAAACGACAGCUGCUAUGGUUCUGUACCAGCACCAUCUUUCAAUAUCGGGAUAUCUGAAAGUGACUUCAGCGAAUGUGAAACAUCUUUCCAGUCCUUACGUUUGCGUCGUCGCGAUUCGUCCAAAAACGAUGCUGUGGAGGCCGGAUUCGAACCAUCGACUGCUGUUCCACGCUGUCACUCAACUCACUGUCUAGCCUUCGUCAAUUCACAAUUUCAGGCCAGCGAUUUAAAUGUUUCUCAUAGUCGACGUGCUGGGAGAGAGUUUGAGAUACCUCCAACGGCGGUUGUCGGUCCUCGCCAAUGUAUUCGCGCAACUCACGUCACUGAGGAACGCGGAACGAAUCGUAACCACUCACCAAACGACAUCGAGCGGUACAGACACAGUCUUCAGCAUCUAAACGCUGCAACUUUGUACAACCUGUCUGCGAUUUCAUAUAGCGACUCUCCGCUUGUAAGCGGUAUGAACUACAAUUUCACCGACGAGCAGUGUGUGACUCCUCAGAGUCAGCGACGCAGUGUACAGAAUGCGAGCACCCGCCAUCAGCAAAUGUUUUUCGAUGGCGCAGCGAUGACCAGCACUCCCAUCAAUAAGAUCGCUGUUGCACCGCAACCCCAAACGCAGAGGUCAAGGCAUCGUCACCAACGAGAAUCUGAUGUUGACAGAAAUCAACCAUUGGCAAAUACAACGGAACGAAGAGGUAGCAGUUCUGGAUUGAUUCUACCUGCUUAUCAAGCUUACUUCCGCAAUGGAGGCGAGGAACGCUUGGUGGACGGUCCUCCACCAUCUCCGAAAGAUUCACGAGUGACGCAAUUAGAACAGCGAGUACGAGAGCUCGAAGCGAUGGUAGUCGGGCAAGCCACUGCUAACAACACUGCCGUCGUUAUUCCAGUGACACCUACGCAACAAUCGAAACAUGGUCACGGUCGUUCCUCACACGCCCCACCACCUACCCAGCUUAUCAUUUCAAAUUCAACGCCAUCUACUUCUGUCACACAGCAACUCAUGGCGAAAGAAGUUGUCAGCAAAGAAGUAGAAAUUGAACGACUUCAGGCGAAACUAAGGAAGGCAUACGCUCAAAUGGAGCGCCAGCAAGCAGACUACGACGAAGAAGUGCGCAAAUUUAAGAAGGACUCUGAAUUGGCCAAAGAAGAACUUGUCCGCGUUGUGAAUAAAUUGAAUGAUCUCGAAGCCGAAUCGAAUAAGUACCACGAAAAGGCAAAAACUCUCGACAGUGGACAGUUGAACGCAAUUGCGGAAAUGCAGGAAAAGCUUAGGAUCCAGGAAAAGGAACUUUCUCGGUUGCGAAGUGAAUUAAACGAGAAAGAGAAGAUAGCGGAGCGCUACGACGAAAUGAAAAAGGAGCUAGACUAUUUAGAGUUGCAAAACGAUACACUCAAUCAGACACUCGACUCCAAGGAAAAUACUGUUAAAGAGCUGGAACGACAUAUAGCUUCGAUGCGCAUGGAGGCCACUCUGUAUCAACAAUCGUGCUCCUCAGGAUCAACUCCUCUUGCUGACGAAACGGAGUCAUUAGCUGAUAUACGCCCACCAUUUACUCCAGCUCGUCCUUAUACUAAGGCCCAUUCAACUUUAGGAGCGAAUUUAAGUCCCCAACCACGCCCCAAGAAUGGAGGAGGUUUAACUAAAAGUCUCUCCAAUUACGCAAUUGACGCUAAUUGCAACCGUAGAGACGACGUGUCUGCAGCUAUGAGCAGGAGUUUGAGGUCAACCCAGAAGAAGUUGGUAGAUAGCCGUUUGCUCGUGAAAUGUCUCAAAGAGACCGUGGAAAGAUUGGCAAGGGGUGAGAAUCCCGACAUAAGUCGUCUCCUCGGGAUAAAGACUGAUUCCAUGUCCGAGAGCGAAGCAGAGCAGGUUGCGUUUGAUUCAACAGCAAUGACAAUGGGUGUGGCGGAAAAAAUGAUGCGCCGUCAAGAAGAAAGUAUGGCAAAACUGGAACAGGAUCUAGAUGCGAUUCGUUACCUGGUGCAAGACUGCUACCAGUCCAAAAUGGGUGACACACUCAAUGGACGCGAUGAUGCGUGCCGCAUACAGUGA